Xenia sp. Carnegie-2017 is the source of this 1527-nucleotide messenger RNA. Its product is annotated as rho-associated protein kinase 1-like. The record is from RefSeq and is a predicted model, not a curated record. Lineage: Eukaryota; Metazoa; Cnidaria; Anthozoa; Malacalcyonacea; Xeniidae. Bases 1 to 1527 code for a protein of 508 amino acids. The transcript has 4 exons.
AUGAAACAAAAGAAACGACAAGAACAACGCUCUCCGGAAUAUGACUCAUUCCAUGAUAAACGUAGAUUGCUUUCGUAUUGGAAAUCAUUAGAGUCUCCUCCUACAGUUUCUGAGGAAAGUUUACAAGUCGACGACAUUAAAGAUGAUCUUUUGGUUGAAUUAAGAAAAUGCGUGUCAGAGUUGGAAAGUUUGGAUUCGGGAAUAUCAGGAACAGAACAUGGUGAAAUUAUUUCAUUGCAAUAUGAACAAAUUAGCCUUAUUGACCAGCUCAAAAGUUAUUCAGCGCUUACUUCUUUGGAAACGUUGGAUUUGAAUCAUAAUGUUAAUGGAAAGAAUGAUUCUUUGACUAAGCAAAGUGAAAGAGACGCAAUAAUUAAGGAAAACGAAAAACUUCUUCAACAAAUAAAAAAACAAGAGAAAGAGUACAAGACUACGAGGGACGAACAACAAAGAGAUAUUGAAAAACUAACUAGGAAACAAAAGACAGAUAACGAAGCAACAAUAGUUUCUUUACAAAAGGAAAUAAAAGUAAUAACAGAAUCACACAAAGCUGAAAUUCUGAAACUGAGUAAGAUUAACGAGCAAGUAACGCAAGAAAAUAGUGAACUUGCUGAGAAAGGCAAGGAAGCAACUGAAGGCCUGAAAAUUGCUCUUCAUCAGUUGUCUGAGGAAAAGAAAAUGAUACAAGGGCAAAAAAAAUCUUGGAAAAAUAUUCGAGAGAUGGAGCUUGCCAUUGACAGAGUUAAAAAGGAACGCGAGGCGUUUAGACAACGAUGUGAGAAAACGAACUCGUGCAUGGAAAACUGCAGAAAACUGGCACGAAUUUCUUCAAGAGAGUUUGUAGAUAGUGAAGAUGGACUUGCGGAGAAAUCCAAAGAAAGUAGCAGAAUUGCUCAACUCAAGAAAUACGUUCAUGUUUUAGAAGAAAGCAAUAAAGAAAAGAAUGAAACAAUCUUAACUCUUAGAAAAGAAAAUGCUCGAGCGAAUGAUAUCACUAUGGAAAAAUCUUUAGAACUUUCAAAGACUCGUCGAAUUUUAGAGCGGAAAAUUGAAAAAUUAACAAAUGAAAAUUCAGACCUCAAAAGGAAUAUUGUUAUCAGGUCGAAUUAUAGUCGUAAGAGUCAAAAUACUCCGGAAGCUAAGGAAGGUUUGUUGACACAAAAACAAGACAAGCCUUUUGAUGAAGAAAACCGUCGGCUUUCUAACCCGGAACAUUGGGCAAUUGAGGAAGCUGAACGGCAACAUCGAGAGAAAAAUCAGAUUCCCUCGUCCGAGCUAAAGACAACGGCAGGCGACGCUUUGGAAACAGGUAAGCCUAAAGAAGUUCCACCGAGAAAAAGAAACACUGGGAAGUUCAUUAGAGAAGGUUUCAUACGACACAGUGCUGACUUAGGAAAAUUGAUGUCUAGAAGUGAACCGUUUAUUCAUCGUAAAUUAAACAGUGACGUCAUACAUGAUGAGAAACCAGCGACAAUAUUUGUAAACAAAUUCCGCAAGAAGAGCGAGGAUGAAGAACAUUGGGUUUGA